UUUUUCCGACAACUUUUGAAGGCAUCUUCUGUCUCGUGUUGUUGUCUGAUGCAGCUAGCUAACGUUAGCCAGGUUGAAUCGGCAAACGUGACCAAAGCGCCUAAAGAAUGAGAAGAGUUACCCUGUUUGUUAACGGGACGUCUAAAAAUGGCAAGGUUGUAGCAGUAUACGGGACCUUGUCCGACUUACUAUCCGUAGCAAGCAGCAAGUUAGGAAUCAAAGCUGCCUCUGUAUACAAUGGAAAGGGUGGUCUCAUAGAUGACAUUGCCCUUAUAAGAGAUGACGACGUGCUUUACGUGUCAGAAGGAGAUCCAUUUGUUGACCCUCAAAAUGAACCCAGAGUCACAUCUGAUCAGCAUGGAGCACACACUGACUGGCUGACCCUUAAUAUUGGUGGUCGACCCUUCACCACCACCAGGAGCACCUUGGUCAGCAAGGAGCCAGAGAGUAUGCUUGCUCAUAUGUUUGGAGAGAAAAAUUUGUGGGGGAACACGCAAGACGAGCAUGGGGCUUACCUGAUCGACCGCAGCCCCGAGUACUUUGAGCCCAUUCUCAACUACUUGAGACACGGUCAGCUCAUUAUCAAUGAAGGCAUAAAUAUACGAGGUGUCCUCGAGGAGGCUCGCUUCUUUGGAAUUGAGCAGCUUGCUGAACAGCUGGAAGUAGCAAUCAAGAACACACAGCCACCAGAGGACCACUCUCCCAUUUCCCGCAAGGAGUUUGUUCGCUUUCUUCUGGCAACCCCCACCAAGUCAGAGCUUCGCUGUCAGGGUCUUAAUUUCAGUGGUGCGGAUCUGUCCCGACUGGAUUUGCGCUACAUCAAUUUCAAGAUGGCUAAUCUCAGCCGCUGCAACCUGACGCAUGCCAACCUGUGCUGUUCCAAUCUGGAGCGGGCCGAUCUGUCUGGAGCCAACCUGGAUGGGGCUAACUUACAAGGAGUGAAGAUGCUUUGUUCCAAUGCAGAGGGAGCUUCUCUCAAAGGAUGCAAUUUUGAAGAUCCAUCUGGCCUGAAGGCCAACCUGGAAGGUGCUAACCUGAAAGGAGUUGAGAUGGAAGGAAGCCAAAUGACCGGCAUCAACCUGCGUGUGGCCACUCUGAAAAAUGCAAAGCUGAAGAACUGCAACCUGCGGGGAGCCACUUUAGCAGGGACCGAUCUCGAGAACUGUGACCUGUCCGGCUGCGAUCUACAAGAAGCCAACCUGAGAGGGUCCAAUGUAAAAGGAGCCAUUUUUGAAGAGAUGCUGACCCCUCUGCACAUGUCACAGAGUGUCAGAUAACUCAGCACUCUCACACACACACACACACACACACACACACACACACACACAC
Messenger RNA from Anarrhichthys ocellatus (wolf-eel), 1329 nucleotides. RefSeq names its product potassium channel tetramerization domain containing 9a (gene kctd9a). Bases 108 to 1277 code for a protein of 389 amino acids. Gene Ontology annotation, molecular function: protein binding. Gene Ontology annotation, biological process: intracellular signal transduction; protein homooligomerization. The record is from RefSeq and is a predicted model, not a curated record. The transcript has 12 exons. Lineage: Eukaryota; Metazoa; Chordata; Actinopteri; Perciformes; Anarhichadidae.